Erigeron canadensis is the source of this 474-nucleotide messenger RNA. RefSeq names its product kirola-like. Lineage: Eukaryota; Viridiplantae; Streptophyta; Magnoliopsida; Asterales; Asteraceae. The coding region runs from base 22 to 474 and encodes 150 amino acids. Gene Ontology annotation, biological process: defense response. The record is from RefSeq and is a predicted model, not a curated record. The transcript has 2 exons.
UUGUCGAUCUCUUUGAGAUAUAUGGCCGUAACAGGAAAGUUAGUUGGACAUGUUGAGAUCAGUGCAGGUCCGGAUGUGUUGCACAAUCUUUUGAGGUACAAACCACACGAUAUAUCUUCUAUUUCUGAUUGUGUUCAUGGUUGUGAUCUGGUUAGCGGUCAGCAAGGAGUUGUCGGCUCCAUCAUUUGCUGGAACUAUACCCAUGAUGGAAAGAAGCAAUUUGGUAAAGAGAUAAUCGAAGAAAUCGAUGAGACGAAUCACAAAAUCGUGUUCAAGUUGAUUGAAGGAAAUGUAUUGGAGAUAUACAAGGCCUUCAAAAUAACAUUUCAUGUUGAACCCAAGGAUGGUAAACAAUUGGCCACUUGGACGUUUGAGUUUGAGAAGCCACAUCCAAGUGUACCCGAUCCAACUUCUGUGAUGGACCUUCUUUGCGGUAUUGUUAAAGAUAUGGAUGUUCAUGCAUGCAAGCCGUAA